GGUCCGCGCAGGCUACCGCCGCCGCAGCCGUCGUUAGACGAGCGGCAACAUUCAUCCGGACGCCGUCGCGCCGGGGACGUUUCAGUCGGCGUUCUAGCCGCGUUCGUAACCGGCCAAAUCUAUCUUCCGUCGGCCGGGAAUCAUUCGUAAUCAUUCGCAUUACGCUACGACGAGAAUUAAUACCCUGAAGCUGACUAAGGGUGCGUCGGACAAUUUGUGCUGGGUGAGAAAAAGGUGACACGAAAGGGUCGUGAACUCUCGCUUCUCUGGAUCUUCGACCUGCUUGUAUUCUACUCACAGCUGCGUUUCAAGUGGAGAGGAAGAGAUUAUUGUAGCAGACGUCCAGGUUUCUGGCCGACAAGUGAAACAACGGAAAAAUGCCUGUGGGAGGACGAGUCGCUGGCAAAGUUGGGAUUUACAGCUCCCAUUAUAAUGGGAAAGGCUACAGUGGUAUUAACGAGGAGAUCAUGUGGAUCAGCAUCGGGAUGGGGAUCACGAUCGCCGUACUGAUCACCAUUGCUCUGUGCUACAUCGCCCGUGAGAAAUGCCGGAAACGGCACGAGGGCUACUACGCUUCCUGACGGACGCUGCCGCCGCCCUCGUGGGCCUCCUGGUCCUUCUCACCAUCGACACCUGGCGUCUUUUUCAGCCCGACCACGUCGAGAGGUAAACCGAGGGCGUACUAUAUCACCGUAUAACGCCGAGAUCUGGUGACUAAUAUCUUGCUUUCGGCUCGAGCAAGCUGACGUUUCACCAUGAACGAGAAAUCGAACGACGACUCUCUUAUCCUUCCACUUUUUUCAUCUUUUCUCCCCCUAUUCGUCCCUUUCGUUUCUUUUUUUACUUCUCCUGUAUCCUUCGACUAGUCUCGUCCCACUUAACAAACACAAGAAAAAAAUAUGAAAAAUCGAUCAUUGUGCACCUGUGAAUCUUCGUGAAUCUUCGAUAGCUAGAAAGAAGUAUUUUCGAAACUACGUAGACGAUAAGUCCACGUUGUUCUACCAGUAACUUACCUUCAAUUGUAACUAAGCAAUAUUUCGUACUUACGGAUAUGACAUUCUCGUAGAGGAAAAAAAGAGAGAAAAUAUAUCUCCAUGAUCGCUCAAAAUUCCACUGAACCGCGGAUUCAUCGAAUUUUCCAAGAAAAUUAGAAGCUUGUCGUAGAUUUGAUAUCGAAAUGAAAAACCAAGUAAGAAUAUAACGUUGUGCUCGUGUAAGAUUAAUCAAACAGCGUACUUCGAAUUUCGAUAUCGCACUGCGUAUAAAAUCCAAGAUACGUAAGUUAUCGUAUCUUCCUGCUGCGACUUUUCCUUCGGUCUGUCUGUGCGCUCGUUCAUCGCAGAAUAAACAUCAGAUUGCUUCUACCGAAUCCUCGAAUUUAUCGAGUCGAAACUCGACCAUGAUUUAUGGAGCGUGUGGAGUAAUCGCUCGAAAGAAGAAGAAAUCGAAGGAAAGCUCGAGUAAUUCCGUUUGAUCGACUGGAUAAUUAACCGAAUUCCUUCCGUUGAUGGCGUUGUUACAGGCAAAUUUUAAGCACGGAUUUCUAUGCUUUAUUGGAAAUUCAAGGCUUUUUGGAUAAUUGAUUCGACAGCACGGAGGUCGAAAUUAAUUCGACUUUGUUUGCGAGAACAGGUUUUGAAACUGGAUCGUAAUGAGAUUGUUACGAAAUCGGUUGCUAUGCGAUUUGGGGAUAAUUGACAUGCACCGUUGUUCGUGGGUUACUGGGAUAUUUAUGAAACACGAGGAAUACUCGCAGCGUUAUUUUGUUAAAAUACAAUGGGAAUUCGUACGAUAAAUUCGACAUCUCAUGAUCAAACUUAUUCUGCAAAACGCUAUUCUCCUGUUAAUUUUCGAAUUAUUCUAUUUUAUUAUAUAGAAUUGAUAAAGUUUGUACAAUGUAUCUGAUACCUUCUAAUCGAAUUUACUGUGUAAAAAUGUGUCUCUUGUAUAUUAAUUUCUCAAGCCAGUUGCUCUUUCAUCAAACGUAACACACGUACGAUCCACCUACGCUCUUCUUUAUAGAGAUUAGGGUACUUAUGGAAAAUGAGGAAUAUCUAUAAAGUUAUCAAGGAAUUAUUUCAACUUUUAUCGACUACUGUCUCAUUUAAAGACUGGGACUAAAAAAAAAAAAAGAAAAAAAACACGUAUAUUUAAUUAUAUAUCUGGCACUAUUUCAAGUUUAAAUUAGAUCGAUGACUUCACAUACGCUUCUGUUCGUAAGUGUUAGGGUAUUUAUAGAAAAUAGAGAAUAUCUGAAAAUUCUUUCGACAUUGUUUAAGACUUUAAGAGAUGUUGCUGAUUAAAUUCAUGGCUCAACGAUAUCUUUGCCAUUCCCUUGCUGAAUAUCUGCGAAAUAUCUUAAAAGUAGGUUAAAUAAUUUCAUUGCAUAAAGUCGUUGUCCAAUUUCAAAGGAAAUUUCUCAAAAUUGCUGUCCAAAUCCAACGAACGUUAUUUCUCUUUCUUACUCUAUCCUUUUAAUUCCACGUAUGAGUCGAUUGAUCGUGCAUUCGAGCUGAUUGCAUUCCAAGCAAUAAAACAUUUCCAUGCCAUUGAAAUGGUAAAGUCAAUCGGAUAAUCGAGAAAGUUAAUCAAAGUGCCGGUCUAAUAGGAAAAUGUGUUAAAUCGCGCUUAGAACGAUACGAUCGAAAGGCGCGAUUUGCAUUAAAAUUGCUGGACAAAUGAAACGGCAUUUCGCUGGAUAGAACGUGUCAUUCAUUCGCCAUCUACGCACACAGAUAAAAGACAAUUUCCAGAAAAAUAAGCGCACUGAAUCGUGAAGCUGAAGUAAUCGAGUUUCGUGAUUGUACAGGACGAACAUCAGACAUCUCACAUAUUUGAGCGAACAUAAUCCUAAAAGAAGAACAUUUGGAAAAAAUCCCAUCAAUUUCAUGUCGUAUUUCCAAGGAAUAACAUAAAUAUCUUUCGGCUAAAAAUGGUAGAAGCUGAUCUGAGAAGGUGUUUCGUGAUUUUUGCCACGGUCCUCUCGCGUGAUUCAAGUAAAUUGUAAUAGCCGAAAUUUGCUCGUAUUUUGCAAAAUUACAAGUCAGUCGAUUGUCCUGUCUAGCUCGAUAUUGAUAUCGUAAAAUUGAGGAGAAGCAAUUUAUAAUCUGCAGUUUGUAACUGGGAAUAAUCCAAAGAGGAAAAUAGAAGAAAGUGAAGAAUAAUGAAAUUCAGUGGAGUAAAUUGCAACGAAACUUCCAUUCUCGUUUUGCAAUAUCUAUUACGUUUGAGUAGAUAAUUGCAAUAACUCUUCAGGAAUGUUAUUCUCUUUAUAUUCACAAAAUAAAUAAAAAUGUCACGAAAUAUCCAAAAAUAUAACAAUUUCAAAACAUAUGAACAAAACUAUUUGACUAGGAAAUACAUUUGAUUUCUACAUACAGUGUAUUUACGUAUAGAUUCUGUUUUUUUAACAAAAAAGCUUCUCGAUUAUUACGUAAGAGGACCGAGCAUCUUCUUAAUUUAACAUCGAACGUCGUCGAAGCGAUUCUGAAACAGUCGCAAAAAAUUUUUAAACGAAUGUUCUCAUCUUCUCAAAUCAUUUCUGGACGUCGUUUCGUCUUCGAGAAAGCUCGUCGAUUCUAUCCAAACCGCAGAAAGGCCGAAGUCUCUCCAUUUCCACGUUCCAUUCAUUCUCGUGCUUUCGCGAAACGACUCAAUUUUUCAAGAAAAAAAAAAAAAGGCUCGCCCGUCGCCAUUCGCUCGGAUGGAUAGCAACAACUUCCGGUUCAAGGCUAAAAAGUCUCACGGAACUAACCAAUUCGUAAUAAAUUCGCAAAUUUUCAUCCACCGUUGUCCGUACACGCGUCAAUUUUUAGACAAAACCCUUUUUUGGCAAGGAACGCGACAGUCGAAUUUACGACUGAGAAAGCUUUGCCAAACGGCGACAGUCGCUGCAGCAACGUUGGUUUCCGGGGCUUUUAUUCCGCUACCUUUCAGCUCUGUUGGCCCUGGAAAUUUCAGAGCUGGAAAAUGCUCAUUUGCGAACGCGCGAAUGUCGAUUCGUGGUCAAAGGCAGGAUUUGGACCAUCGAUUUGGCUGAUAUUUCACGCGUAACUGGUACAGCGUGCGCGAUGUAUUUGAUUUAAAUAUUACGUGCAGUUGGUCGACGAAGGAUAUUCCCACGCUUUUAUCUUGUUCGAUGUUCGAUGACCAAGUAUUCCUAGUUUAAAAUUCGAAAGAGUUCUUCGCGUGAAAGUUAUUCGACUUCGUGGAAGAAGCUUAAUGGUAUAAGAAAUUCACUUUAUCAACUGUAGUUUACCAGAGUUUUAAUAUCGGGCAAAACGAUAAGAAGCAUUUAAGAAGAUGGAAUAGACUUCACUUUCAAUUUCUGUCGCUUAAACGUAUAAAUAGGGGUUGAGCUUUUUCUCUUCCUUUACUUUACUAUUCUUUCGCGCGAUAUACAAUGUGUUUUCUAAUUAACAGUGCCGUCGCGCAAAGAUAAAUCUUCACGGAGAUAAAUUAAAAAGUCGAUAAUGUAGAAUGCGACUUCUUCGUUCGAGGUUUCGUUUUCGUAAGCAUCGAUUUUACGUAGAUCUUUCUUCGCGUUUCUUCAAAUUCAAAGAAACGAUAGAAUAACUUGAAUCUGAAUGGAAAUAUUUUCGGACGAUUGACUUUGAACGGAAAUAGAGAUAAAAAGAAAAUUUCCAUUAACUCGAGAUAACUGAAUGAAACUAUUAGAUUAUUAGAAUAUCAGAUUGGAAUUCUAAUUGCGACAGCAAACUUCCUGCAACAUUUCCUACGCUCGGAACAUGCAUUAUGCAUACCACGUACCAUCUGUCUGCAGAAUUUCAGCUAAAUCGUUGAAUGCAUCGUGAAAUUCCUUCGUGAGAUUUUUUAAAGCUUCGAGAAACACGACGACCGACCAUUCCUUCCUUUAAAUUAAAAUCUCUACCCGCUGAUACGCGAUUCUUCUUUUUCACGCGUAUGAAACAACGAUGAUCGAUCCGAGAUAAAUCGCGAGAGAAAAGUUCGAAAUAAAUCGCUGCGAUGUAUAAUUUUAUUGGGCUGCUCGGGAAAUUCGUAGCGAAUUUUAGAGAGAACUCGAAGAUCGUAUCUACAUUAGCACGAAAUUAGCAUUUUAUCGUACAGUAAAUGCAACGUUUACGCAUUAUUUCGCUGCUUGGUCCUUGAUAGACUAAUGCGUUUAAUUGACCCAACUAGAGGUAACAUUUAUCAAAGUAGCUCUCCGAUACGAACCGUGUAACUUUGAAAGAAAUAUCUUAACGUUACGCGGAUAUUGCAGAAGAUUAUUUCUUCGAAAUAUUUCUUUCGAAGAGGCGUGGUUUUCACAGAAAAGUCUUAAUUUUGAUAAAUGUGUAACACCCUUCCGAUCUUAUUAGAUAUGUAGAUUACGAAAUGUAAUACACCUACUGCCAUAAACGUUACAAAUUUAUCGAGCAACCCAGUAGACUGCGAAUUUUUACGCGUUUAGGAAAAAUCCUUCAAAUCAAAGAAUACACGCAGUGCAGAGAACGUGUAAAAAUAUAGAAAAACGUUUCGAGUAUUCAUCAUAGAUGGCAUUCAACAGAUGAAAUAUAUUUUUACACACAUACCAUUACUUUAAUCGUAUUCGUGAAAAUAUUAAUUUGCGUAAGUGUCGUGAAUAUUUCUCUACGGUUGUUAAACGAUGAUAAUUAAUAAAGAAAAAUGUAAUACAGCGUUUAUAAACUGUGGCUGAUUUCAAAAUCGCUGAUUUUAUACAAAGUAAUAAUAAAUUACGAACGUUCGAUUAAUCCUGCGUGAAAUCGAGUAUCUUCCGAUGUAAGAGGAUUAAAACGACGAUCGAUCAUCGGUGUUCGGGUUUCGAAAGCACAGACAAAUCGAUACUUUCUGCACUGACGUCUAAACGUUUAUCGAUAGUUUAAAAAGAAAAAAAAAGAAAGACGAAGAAGAUUGAAGACCGAAGGUAUUCUUCAACGAAGUUCGAUCGACGAAAAAGUUGAAACGAGAAUUUUGGGAACACAUAGAAACGACAUCAACGAACGAUAAUAUCGAUUCUAAGGUAGCAUCCGCGUCGGUAUAUGUCGGUAUCUGUAUUUACCACUCGUUCAAAACGCUUAUAUUUCAGUGGAGGAAACCUUCAGAAAUUGAAUUAUGUUGGUCUUUAGCUUCGAGAUAAUUACCGAAUUUUCCGCUAAGAAAGGUAACGAAGAAAACUGGACGCACAAUCUACCGUCAUCCGUUCCUCCGAAACAACGUUCUUGCAACUUCUCAUACCUACCAACUUGAAAAUUAACGUGUUAGAAUAGAAAUUAACGAAUAAGCUAGUGCGAGCGUUUGCAUUAGCGUACAAUAGUGUCUUCGUGAAUAUCGUUCGUUGCGACGUACAGGAUAUAUAGCAUAGACUUUUCUACGAGUUCAACUGUUUCAAGAACGCGAGACACGAAAAUAACAUCGAAAGUAGAACUUUCGAGAAAAUCGUUUUCUUAUUAUCGACGUAAUUUAUUGAGAAAAUUUGAUACCGCGCGAAUCAUAGAAUCAUAACGCUGUAUAUGAUUGUGUGAUAUCCUUUUGUCAAAAUUUCCAGCGUUAAAUAAAUUAUUCGAUAGUAAUUGAUGAAUCAGACCUUGAAAUACUAAAAUUACUGUAGUAUUGGUAGAACCACUGUAGUUGAGCUCGCACGGAAAGCCCUGUCGUAUUCUAUACAUAUAGAACGAUUUCGAUUAGGUGAUGAAUUGUUAUUAGCUGCUAUAACAGUAAUUGUGGAUGUUCUGUAAACAUCGUCGAUUUCGAAUCUCUUGGGUAUAGAAUCGAGGAACGGAUGAAAUUCGGUUAGUAGACACGAGCAUUAAAGAAUUAAUGGAAAGUAAUAAUCAUUGUGGAAAGUGCACGAGCAUGCCUGCACAAUUUGGAAACUGAAAAGGUUCCUGCCGUUACUCGGUAAUUCUAUCCAAUAAUAUCGUAAAAGAUUAACGAUAAUGAUAUUAAAUUUUCAUAAUAAAUGCCAAUUCCUUGAUCUUUUUCGCGCUCUAAAAAUUGUUGGCAUUCCAAUCCCUCUUAACUCGAAAUUUCACUCUGUAACGUUCUAAACACACGAAGAGGUUACACGUUCGAGAAGAUCUAUUUAUCUGAAUAUAAGAAUGAAUCUAACGAUAAAAAAAAAGAAAAAUACGUACGUCCAACGAAAUUCGAAAGAAUGAAACCCGCUUGUAAGAUACGUCGCUGAUUUCAACUAAAGUUAUCAAAAUAUCGAAGAGUAUCUGCAUACGAAUAACUAUAUAUACGAAUAACUAUGUGCGAGUUAAGAAGAUAGCCACAGAUACGGAGGAGAGCUGCAAAAUAAAAAGGAUACAAAGAUGUAUAACUUCCUACUUUAUCGACUUAAACGAAUAUAGUUACACGUUUGUUUCUAUAUUUUCGUAGUCGAAGAUGUACGAGUAUAUGGAAGAUUUCCACAUCGCAGGAAGUACAGAAUUAAGAGCAAGAAUUAAGAUACAUACGAGCAACUUUUAAAUCGCACGAAGUUACAAAUAAGCGGGAGGCUACUGAAUUGAACAGAAUGCAGGUACACCAGAGAUUUUCGCGUUAAACAAAAUACAAACGCUCCAGUAUACCUCCAUAUAAGAAAAACACAUAGAUGGCAAACUCGUAUUAAAAAAAGUUGCGAUUUAAAAGACCGUAGGUGGACGGUUGGAACAGAAUCGUGCAGGCGUGCUGUUGUGCGUGUAAAACGUGUAAAUAAACAGGCUAAAGCACAUAACGUGGAUGCAAAGUAAAAAGUAUAGCACCCGUUGGUGCGGCACGAUAUUGCAUUACUAACGAGAUAUUAGGUGAUACACGGGUGUACGCGCAUAUAUAAUACGUAGCUUGAAAGUCUACUAAAUCGUCGUGUUUUACCGCGAACAUCUGCGAGGGCAUUCAUUAAUUUCCCCAAGAACGGUUUAAUUCGAUCUCAUUACGAAGCACCGGCUGCAGAUUGCGCCUGGAAAUAGCGGUUCUUAUAAUAGAAAAUGGCGAGGAAUUGCAAUUCGGACAAUGUGAUAUUUUAGAAUGCAAUUGCUACGGUUUUCGCAAAUCCAUCUCUAUUUGUCAUAGAAGCGUAACAAUACUUUCUUGUUAACUGUGUUAAUAACGUUUCCUUCUCCUUUUUUCUGAUACAACGCUGCCGAUAAUUUUAAUGAAAGAAUUUUUAUCGAACUGCGGAUCGAACUUUAAACUUUCCGGUUUAUUUCGAAUUUGACCUAACAGUAUCGUACAAUUGCUUUUUAGAAUAACACGUUGCUAUUGGUUUAACGAUAUUUGGUUUAUCAUAAAUUAUAUUCGUUAGAUGUUUGCGCACGUUGAUGGUUUGUCUCUUUUUUCUGAUAAUUAUUUAUGCGGAAAGUGAAUAGUAACAACGAUGCGUCGAGAGAAAUUAAUGAAGGCCUGCUUGUGAAAUAUUUCUUUAGGAAUACUUCAAUUAAUGUGUUCUGAAAUAGAAGUGUCUGGCCUAAACUACCGCCAAGUUACGAUGAAACAUCGAUCGUAACGAACUGACACUUCUUGCCUCCGAAGGUCGUUUUAUUUUUCAUUCUAAGCGAUCAUUUACAAAGUAUUGGGCGAAACUCCUAUGAUACAGAUUUCCGACAAGAUUGAACAUCAAUUUUACUAUUUCUAAAAUAAUGAAACAGACUUUCCUAUCCUCUGAUAUCGUUCUCGGUGAUAGAACGCAUUUCGAACGUUCGUAAGAAUGUUUGCAAAAUUACACCAUUCGUUAACAAUUAUUUGACGUAUCAGGAUGUCUGCAAAAUUAUACAGACCAUCGAAUUAACUUGCACGAAAGCAUAGGACGCGCGAUACUAAUUUUGUAUAGCAUAAUCUCACGAAAAAUAAAGGAAGAAAAAUAAAUCUAUAAAAACCUUUUAAAACGAAAAUCACGGUGAAAGUAACAACAUUCAAAUUUUGCACAAAAAGAAACCAAAUAAGGCAUCGAAAAUAUCUAGUUUAAUUUACAAAAAUCAACCGAAAAUUUGUCGGAACAUUAGCGUUCUAAAUUCUUUCGAGGCGUUCAAUACUUUGGGAAUAAUUAGCCUAGAACUAUACCUGCCUACAGGAUCUCUUCAAAGCGAGUUCUAAACGCGUUUACAAAAAAGAAGAAAAAAAUGAGAGAAGAUUAACACUGAUCACUUCCUGAAAGAGACUUUUUAACUCCUACCGUCACAUCCGUUAAGUGUACAAAGGGUCUCAAUGUAACAAUUAACACGUACAACGUAAGGAUUCUGACCAAAAAACUUUAGAAUAUACUUCGGAGAACUGAGAUUAUUAUACCAGGGUCUCGAUCUGAUUGUGUAUGGCCUGUAGAAAACGACCGUAGAAUAAUGAGUACUUAUUAUUAGAUAAUAUUAUACAUUGUUGAAACGUGGAUAAAAUCUAUUGCAUAAAUAACAGUGAGUAACGAGUGUGGAUGACAUGGAAACAACGUACAAGCCUCCUGGUUGUUUCAAUAAUUUCACUCCUUCCAUCUGACAAACGCAUUCAUCGUGAACAUCGUUAUUGUUAUUGACAUAUAACUGUUUAUAGUUUUGACAAGUUCUCUACCAAACUUCUCUAUUACUUUAAAAUGCAACAUCUAAUUUUGAGUAUAACUGGAACACCUUUUUUUAAAAAUCGUUUCUUUGCUAUUGUAUAUGAGAAUUCCUGAAUUUUUACUUUGUCUAGAAUAUUUACAAAAUUAACAAUAUAUAGAUCUCUUCGUCUUGGGUCAGAUAAAUUGUUAUAUAUUUAUAACAUGCGUAGUUAUAAUAAUCGCGUUCUUUUUGAUUAUUUAUUUUCGUUUUUUUAAAUUUUUAAUUAUUUUUGAGAAAUAAAUGGAUUUACGAAAAAAUAUAAAGCGCCAAGUGUACUUUUUAUUUUACAUUAAUGAUAGACGAUUCGAACAGUUUUUCAUUGUAUUGCUGUAUUUAUUCAGAUAUCGCGGAAAUUUAACUUUUGUGAAUAAUAUUGUAAAUACUGUACGAUAUGACUUUAAAUAAAAAAUCUCAUAUAAAGAAAUCGUAUGAGUAACAUGAUAGAGAACGUGUUAAACAACAAGGACACAAUUUUCUUCUUAUUGCGAAUGCUAUAGGUUCUAUAGUUAAACACUGUAAUAUAUAUUAUGUAUUAGAUAAUUUAACUUUCAACCGUUACUAUUUUAACACAAAAAGAAUAGAACAAAUCAAACAAAAAAUUGUCAAAUGAAAAUUAUACGCAUCGCUCAAAAUUUCUCCCUAGAUAAGGCGUACUUGUGAUAAGAAAGCGUAAACAUUAUACUCCUCUCUCUCUUUCUCUAAUAGAAUAGUUAAAUAUUUUAAGACUCAUUAGAUAUAUGUAAAUAUUUUUUGCGUUCGUGAUAUUGCGAAAAUAAUACAUAUGUAAGCGUAUAUUUUAACAAUAACGAAUAAAAUAUUUCAAUUGUUUUAAGUUUGAAAAAAAAAUCAACUGGAGGCUUGUACACAAUAUGGCGGAAUUUUGAUGUUCCUCGCGCGUGCAUUUAUGCACCGUGAAAUUUAGAUGUUUUUUAUGGUGGAUCGCGACAUCUCGUCGUAAACGCGACAGAUUUUAGAGAUUUUAUGAAUGUUACACGACCUGCUCGUGAUAAGGGCUGCUUAGUGGGUAACUUGUAUUUCUAUUGAAAGUAGAUGCUGUUUUAUGUAAGAAAACAGAGAACGAGAGAGAUUUCUCAGUAACAAGGCGCGAUUCGAUAUAUUAAAAUGUCUAUUGCAAUGACCAACUUGAUAGAUUGCUCUAUGUAUUACGAUAUAUUAUUUCUUCUGCAUUUGUAACAAAUAAACAAUUAAAGAGAUGUCUUGGAA
Messenger RNA from Bombus terrestris (buff-tailed bumblebee), 10769 nucleotides. RefSeq lists its product as uncharacterized. NCBI's taxonomy places the organism in Eukaryota, Metazoa, Arthropoda, Insecta, Hymenoptera, Apidae. The transcript is spliced from 3 exons. The record is from RefSeq and is a predicted model, not a curated record. Bases 378 to 581 code for a protein of 67 amino acids.